Messenger RNA from Sitophilus oryzae (rice weevil), 4094 nucleotides. RefSeq lists its product as uncharacterized. The record is from RefSeq and is a predicted model, not a curated record. The transcript is spliced from 7 exons. Gene Ontology annotation, molecular function: 8-oxo-dGDP phosphatase activity. NCBI's taxonomy places the organism in Eukaryota, Metazoa, Arthropoda, Insecta, Coleoptera, Curculionidae. Bases 117 to 1088 code for a protein of 323 amino acids.
UUAACUGUCAUACGACGUCAGUAAAAUUAAAACGUUAGGUGCGAGAGGUGCGCCCUGGUUCUACGGUCACGGUAGGGAAUUAGUAGGAGCACUGAGGAGCACGUAAAUAACGAAAAAUGUCUGCGUCCACCGAUGUUAAAGAUAUGUCGCGUCUUUUAAAACUUGCAAAGAAAUUUAAUUGCUUUUAUGUGUCAGGAUUCAAUUCCUCUGAAUGUAAGCCUUUUAUUGUCGAAGGUUAUCAAGUUGGAUUGAUUAGGCCAGAUGUCAUGAAACAAUUAAUAUAUUUUCCAGAGGUCUUUCAUAUUACUGCUGGAUGUGUGGAGUUGAAUCCAGCUUUUAGGGAUUAUCAAGAAAGGAGUGUUAAAAUUGAUGAGGUAUUAAGAGAAUUUAGAUGUAAGGAUACUUUUGUUACUCUUAAAGGCUGGAGAGAUGAGUGUUUUGAGGUAAAAACAGGAUUUAACACUCAGAGCCUUUUAAAAAUGGAUAGGUCAGCUACUUGUCUUUUUGGCAUUCAAAAUUAUGGCAUUUCAAUUAAUGGUUUUGUAAAACAUCCUGAAAAAGGGCAUUGUUUAUGGUUUCAAAAGAGAUCUAGUACCAAGCAAACAUGGCCGGGUAAAUGGGAUAGCAUGGUAAGUGGUGGUUUAUCAGUUGGUCAUGGUAUUUUGGAAACGGCCAAUAAAGAAGCUAUGGAAGAAGCUUCAGUUCCUCCAAUUUUGUUACAAAACCUAAUUAAUGUUGGAUGUGUUUCGUUCUAUUUUGAAUCAGAGAGGGGUUUGUUUCCAAAUACUGAGUUUGUGUUUGACUUAGAAUUACCAGUAGAAUUUGUUCCUGAAAAUGCUGAUGGUGAAGUUGAAAGUUUUGAAAUACUGCCAGUUUCAAAAUGCAUAGAAAAAAUGUUGGCAGAUGAUUUUAAAACUACUAGUGCGCCUGUUGUUUUAGAUUUUCUUAUUAGGCAUGGUGUUCUAACUGCCGAAAAUGAACCGGGUUACUUAAAUAUUAUAGAACUUUUACAUGUACCUUUACAAACAAUUUAUGGAAGAUAUCAUAAUGAGGUCAGAGAGAAUGGAAUUGCUAUAAAUAGUGCUUAAUUUAAUUUUAUCUGUAAUCAGAAAAAAAGCAGUAAUAUAUUAAACCAAUUGCGAAAGUUUUGUAUUUAUAAUACAAGUAAUGCUUGGUUACAUUUUAGGAUUAACUUAAAUUUGAUUAGUAAUAGUAUGUAUUUUAAACAUUUAUAUAUUUUGAGGAGUAUAAACAUUUUUAGAUACUUUUUGUCGACAAAGAUAGAGAACUGAAUAUUUUAAUUUUAUAUACCUGUCUUUUUUUGUUUUUAAAACGUCAAAUAGUUGAGCUGGAUAUUUUUUGAGUCAUUUUUAAAAGCUUUAAAAAUUUUUAAGUAGAAAUGAAUGUUUAAUUCAAAUGUAGUUAGAUUUUUUACAUAGUGUUAACUUAUAUUUAUAUACUGGUAUCUAGCGUUUGAUAUUCAUUUUUAAAAAGAUAGGUAAAGAUAUACAUUUUCUAUAUACAAAAUAAAUAUACAGAGAUAUGUGGAUUAAGUGCCAGUCUUAAAUUUUUUUUGCCAGUUAAAAUAUUCUUAUUUGAAAUAAUUUUGUUUUGAUACCUUUAAUGGAAUUAAAAAUAUUUUUAUGAAUUUCGCUAUACUUAAAUUUUCUCGUUUUCUGUCUUCCAGAUUAUUUUAAAUCUGUAACUGAAUCAUUUCUCCACUGUCGCUGGUAAACUGAUGUACACUCAGCGGCACGAAAAAUGGGCACCUUAAAACUUAAAAUUUUGAUGUAUUUUAAUGUUUUAUAUAUUGUGUUCCAGAGUGCUAGUGGACCGAUUUUGAUGAUUUUGUUAGCAAUUUGUAGCUAAAUUAUUUCACUUUUUAAUAUCUCUUUCUAAAUAUUUUUUUUAGAUAGAUAAAAUUUUUCGAUAGAUAAAAAAGACGUAUGUACCUAGACGAUAAAAUUAUUUUUAAAUUCCUUGCUUUGUUAAUAUAUUUCACAGGUUGUUUCAAACUUUCACCAAAAUAUCAACAUUUUGUUUCCCCCGUAUAAUUGACAGAUGACAACUUUAAUUUUUAAUUUCGAAAGAGAUAUUAAAAAGUCAAAUAAUUUAGCUACAAAUUGCUUAAAAAAUCAUCAAAAUCGUUCCACUAGAACACAAUAUAUAAAACUUUAAAAUUAAUCAAAAUUUUAGCCCUUUUUUUCGUGCCGGUAAGUGUAUAGGUAUAUUAUAUCUGUGUAUAUUUAUCUUUUUUGUUUGUGAUAUUUUUUUACUAAUUCAAAUUAGAAAUGAUAUUAGCUGUUAACUUUAUGCCGUGGUCGCACAUAAUGUGGCAGUUGGCGAUCUCUGAGCGCUCGUCAACUAUUGACCCUAGCAAAUUAUAGUUCGCCUUUUCAUCCACACAUGUGGGCAUUGCCUAGUUUCGGUCGAAGAAGUGGAGAACAUCGAACGUUUUAGUGUACAUGAUGUCUCAUUUUCGUGUGUUGCAGGGUUUCUUGUUCGAGUGGAGCUACAGAGAGGCGAGUUCCACAUCACUAUGCUACUUUUUUAUGAAACUAAAGUUGUCAUACACAGUACUAACCUUCUUAGUUCCCGAAUUACAGGGCGAAAUCCAAAACGUUGCAUUUUUCAAUCUCCUUCGUAUUUCGGUUAUCUUAUAACUUAUCGAAAAGGUGAAAACCGAGUCCCAUAGAGUUUUUCACGUAGAAUUCAGUAGCAUAAAUACAUUUUUGCUGUGAACUGUCAUUCCUGAAAUAUGACUGUAUAUUUUUAUUUUAUUUGCCUUGAAAAGUCAUGAACUUUCUAAAAAAAUCUAAAAAACAUACUCAAUACUUAUUUUCAAAAACAUGAUAAAAAUGCAUUAUUUUGAUUAUUGACUAUUCCAGGCUAGUUUCUGUGUGUAGAAUUAUUGCACAAGUGCAUUAAAAAUAUCAGUAUCUCUGAUUGAUAACGAGAUAUCUAAAAGCUGUACAAGUUUAUUUUCAGUGCAAUUUAUUAAGAUGGAACACGAUGGGAAGCAAAAUUAUCUGGUUGAAAUAAAUGAAAUAAAAUUAAAAUACCCUGAAACUAUUCUUUAUUAUUAUUUAUUGAUAAUUAUUUAUUGAUAUCAAAUUUUGAUCUGUUCAAAUAUUGGUUCUCCUAUUUAUUUUAUAGCAAAGGCGUAAAUAUGUUUUUAAAGGUCUACGUUUGGUAAACACACGUGCCAAAUUUGAACAAGCCGAUUUUGAGUAGUUUAAGAAAAACUCAUGAAAAACUGCUUCUAUUUUCAAAUUAAAACUUAACUGGUUAACGCUCUCAUAGGCAUUUAUUAAUUUUUAAUAUAAAAAUAGAUGCAAUCUUUCUUAAAUUACACAAAAUCGGCUCGUCCAAAAUUGUUCAAAUUUGGAAUGUGUAUUUACCAUGCAUAAACUUUUAAAGAGGCUUCUUCGCUGUAAAAUCAAUAGAGGAGCCAAUAUAUUUGAACAAUUCAAAGUUUGCAUGGUAUUUCGUAUAUUUCCAACGACGAUGCUCCACCAGCCUAUAAGUAAAAUACUCUAUGCGACUCAGUUUUUAACUUUUCGAUCAUUUUAAAGAUAAUCCAGAUAGGUAUGAAGGGGGUCAAAAUAUGCAAUAUUUUCAAAUUCGCCCUGUAUAUCAGAAUCCAAAGCGUGUAGCAAUUUUAAUUUCAUAAAAAAGCAGUACAGUGAUGUGAAAACCGCAACUUUGUAUCUCUACUCAUAAACGAGAAACCCCAUAACAGAAUCUCCAACACAGGAAAUGGAUAGCAAUGAUUCUGUGACAGUCAAUCUACGCAAAAAAUGCAACAAUAUAAAUAUCAGUCAUUUACUUACGAGAUGAAGCAAUAAGUAUAUAAUAUAUACAAUAAAAAAUCAACAAUAUGCUGUCAAUAAGCCAACUAUGAGUGCCGAAUAUGUGGAUGACUUUACGAACAACAAGACGAGCGCUUGUCUUUGAUGUGUACAAAUCCUCGUUGGGAAAUCGUCAACUGCCGCAUAUGCGCCCCCGACAUUAUAAAAAUAUAAUCAACGAAAUAUGAUAUGCAUUUACUGUAUCAUGAGUUGCUGUGAAAUAAAAUCAAAUCAAUUUUAAAA